UUUUGUAAGGUGGAUAAAUUUUAUAAUGGUACACUGAUUUCAGUAUUUUUUAAACCACAGCAGCUUAUAAAUGGCAAUGUUAUCUUGUCAUAAUAAUAAGUUAUCUCAUAUUUUUCACAAACUUCAUUUGCGAAAUUGGUCAACAACAAUCUUAUCACUCUCUGAGCAAAAAUCAAGUAACAAGCAAAAAAUCAAAGAAAAUGUUGAAGUAGCAGUUAUUGGAGGAGGAGUAGUUGGUACAAGCAUUCUCUACCAUUUAGCAAAGCAAGGAGUUAAGGAUGUUGUCUUGCUAGAGAAAACUGAAUUAACAGCAGGAUCAACUUGGCACGCAGCAGGUUUGGUAACAGCUUAUCAUCCUACACCAAAUCUAAAGUAUCUUCAUUGGUACAGUGUAAAUCUGUAUGCUCAGCUUGAAAAAGAGACAGGACAGGCUGUUGGUUUUCAUAGACCUGGUAGUUUACGUCUUAUUACUACUAAAGGUAGAUUAGAAGAAGCUCAAUAUACCCUAUCACGUCAAAGAGUUCAUGAUGCUCAUAUGUGGCUCAUAAAUCCAGAUGAAGUUCAUAAAUCUGCUCCAUAUAUGAACAUGGAUGGAGUACUUGGAGGUUUAUUCACUCCAGGUGAUGGACACAUUGAUCCAUAUUCUCUAACUCAAGCAUUGGCAAUAGGUGCACGAAAAAACGGAGGAGAAAUAUACCUAAAUACUCCUGUUACUAACCUACGCCAGAAUACCAAUGGAUUUUGGAAUAUUGAAACACCUAAUGGUGUCAUUAAAGCCAAAAAAAUUGUUAAUGCUGCAGGUUUUUGGGGUCGUGAAAUAGGAAAGAUGGUAGGUAUUGAACAUCCAUUAAUACCAAUUCAUCACCAGUAUGUUGUUACAAAUACUAUUCCUGAAGUAGCUGAGCUGAAGUUUGAAAUUCCUGUUUUCAGAGAUUUAGAAAAUUCUUAUUACUUGAGACAAGAGAAAAAUGGUUUGCUUAUUGGUCCUUAUGAAAGUGCUAAAGUUAUGAAAGUUCAGUCAGAUUGGUGGGAUGGAGUCACACCUGGAUUUGGAAAAGAGUUAUUUAGCAGUGACUUAGAAAGAAUAAUGCCUCAUUUGCAAGCAUCAAUGGAACGGUUUCCUUGUAUUGCAACUGCUGAUAUUGUUAGUGUGGUUGCUGGUCCUAUAACAUACACACCAGAUAUACUUCCGAUGGUUGGACCAUUCCCUGAAAUUCAAAACUAUUGGUGUGCACUUGGAUUUGGUUAUGGAAUUGUUCACGCCGGAGGUGUUGGGAAGUUCUUAGCAGAUUGGAUCCAGUCUGAUGAACCUCCAAAAGAACUAAGCGAGUUAGAUCCUGGUCGCUAUGGAAAAUGGACAACUAAAGAAUAUGUACUUGAAAAAGCAAGAGAAAGUUACGGACUUAAUACAUUGCAAUACUAUCCUAAAGAAGAACGAACAGGAGGAAGACCUAUGCGUGUAUCUCCGCUGUAUGAAAUUCUCAAAGAAAAUGGUGCUCAGUACACUUUUUCUAGUGGUUGGGAAGUUCCAAAGUGGUAUGCCCAAAAAGGCGAUGAUACCUCUUAUAAACCAAGUUACUAUCGUACAAAUUGGUUUGAACCAGUACGACGUGAAGUUCAAAAUGUUUUAAAUAACGUUAGUAUUGCAGAUAUUUCAGCAUUUGCAAAGUUUCAUAUUACUGGGAAAGAUGCUUCAAAGUUUUUAAACUAUAUGGUUGCCAAUAAACUGCCUUCUAUUGGAAGAACAAAUGUAAGUCACAUGCUUUCAUCUACAGGAAAAGUUUAUGCUGAAGUCACUGUUUCUGCAUUAGCUCCUAACCAUUAUCUUGUAAUUACAGGUGGUGGCUCAGAAUAUCACGAUCUUAGAUGGCUCAUAGAUCAUGCACGAAAGUAUGAUGUUCAAAUAGAUAAUAAAACAGAUCAAGUUUCUGCUAUUUCAAUAAAUGGACCACGUUCACGUGUUCUUUUACAAAAACUAACCUCUACUGAUGUUUCUGAUAAAGCAUUUAGCUUCAUGCAAAACAAAGAACUUGAUAUUGGUGGAAUACCUGUAUUAGCUCUUAGAGUGUCUUACACUGGGGAACUGGGUUGGGAAUUUUACGUUGAAAACUCAAAAGCUCUGGAUUUAUACAUAAAGCUGCUUACAGCUGGUCAGGAAUUAAAUAUUGGCCAUGUUGGAGCAUACGCAAUAAAUUCUAUGCGAAUUGAAAAAGGUUUUAGGUUGUGGGGAUCAGAGAUGAACAUGGACGUUGGACCUUAUGAGGCUGGCUUAGAUUUUUUUAUUAAGUUAGAUAAGGGCGAUUUUCUUGGUCGUGAUGCAUUGAUUUCACAUAAAAGAACUAUCCAAAAAAAACGCUUAGUUUGUAUGAUUGUUCAAACAGAUAACAUUGAUCCAGAAGGAGACCAGGCUAUUUGGUUAGGCGACGAGGUAAUUGGAAACACUACAUCUGGCUGUUACGGUUACACUGUUGAAAAAAGUAUUGCUUACGGCUACUUACCAUACUAUAUAAGUGAACCGGGAAAUGAAGUCUAUAUUGAAAUGUUAGGAAAAAAGUAUCCUGCUACUGUAGUAACUGAACCUCUUGUUCAAAUGGAAGCUGCUCGCGCGCGGAAGGCAAAAGUCUCGAUUGCUGACACUGCAAUGGUGUUUAUAUAAUGUUUUCUGUUUUUCGAUUAUAGUUAGCUUUUAGAAUUUUUUAGUGAGGAUAACUUUUUUACAAGCGUUUUUUUUAAUUAGAGUUUUUAUAUAAUGUAUUAGUUUUUGUAUGUUAGUUGUUGUUGUUGUUUUUGUUGUUUUUUUGAAUAAUAAACUAAGCUAACGGGCUCGUACUCAA
Messenger RNA from Hydra vulgaris (swiftwater hydra), 2834 nucleotides. RefSeq names its product dimethylglycine dehydrogenase, mitochondrial. NCBI's taxonomy places the organism in Eukaryota, Metazoa, Cnidaria, Hydrozoa, Anthoathecata, Hydridae. Gene Ontology annotation, cellular component: mitochondrion. The record is from RefSeq and is a predicted model, not a curated record. Gene Ontology annotation, molecular function: protein binding; oxidoreductase activity.